This is a messenger RNA of Dentiscutata erythropus, 336 nucleotides long. NCBI's taxonomy places the organism in Eukaryota, Fungi, Glomeromycota, Glomeromycetes, Diversisporales, Gigasporaceae. The record is from the annotation of a GenBank genome assembly.
CUUUAUUUGAGCUGCCACUAGACCUUUUAUUUCCAGUUUCAUCAAGUUCGCAUACAUUUACAGCACCUCCAGGGCUAGCCAAUAUCAACUUUUCAUUACCACUUAAUCCAAUUUUAUCAGGAUUGCCACUAAAUCUUAUGUCUCCGGGACCAUCCCAGAAUCCUAUGUCUACAAUAUUUCCAGAACCAAUCGAUAUAAAUUCUCCUGUUGAUUUUUUAUCACCUUUGGUCAAUUUAAGUAGCAAUCAUCAGCCUUCUGACUUAAACGAUGAUGGAAUUAUUACUGACACAGAUUCAGAAGAAAGUGAGAAUUCAAUAAUUACUUCAGAGUUAAAUA